UCAACUCGGCUGUUUCUCGAUGUGUUUUUUUUCCACUCUUGACCAGAGUCCGGACCAACUCGAAAAGAUUGACUGAACCAGAACUGAUUUUUCUUCUCGAUUCCUGAACCCACAACGCCAGCUUUAGUUGUCAAAUUUAGAGAUAUCUCUAUCUACUAAAUAGCCAAGUUGUGAUGACACUUCAAGUAGACACACAUGUUCCAUUAGAAAGUCAGCAAUUAGAUUAAGACUUGAAUCUCGCUCUCAGCUUUCCUCUGAACUUUGAUCUUCUUGGUGCCUUUGAUCUUUAUCAUAUUUGUUUCUGUAUUAGGCAACUGAAAGGGUAAAAAAACAUAUUCUCGCCCAUGUUUGCAAAAACAUUUGUGGGGAUAUAUUUUUCAAUCCCAUGUUGGUGCCAAAUUAAGAACACUUAUUCACCUUUCCUUUGCACCUACUAAAGAUAGUAUUCAAUCUCGACCAGAUAGUUAUGAGCAUCGCCGAGGCCUGAGACACAUGUUACCUUGCAAUAAAUAGAUCUAAUCACCACUUAACUAAACCAUCUACUAAAUUUUCGUGCACUUCGUUCCCUCACUUUACAUUGGUUUACAUCAUUGUCCAGCUCUGCCAAGUUACACCAGAAACCCCCUCAAUCUUUCUAUGCUCUAAAGAGUGCUGGCCACACAAUAUUUAACAUUCAGCAAUCAGCAAUCUAAGUUCGAAUAUUCAAGAAAUUGCUUCCGGUUAUUUCACAAUUUGAACUACAAAUUUUGAUAGUCGAAACAGAUUGUGGAAAGUUUUGAUUAUUUUAUUGUCUUCGCACGCUGCGAGAUGAAGUAAGAUAAAAUCGAGAAGCCUUUCCUUGUGAUAAGAUAUCUUAAAGUCAAAAGUUACAAUUUGCUCACACAGAACAGUUUUAGCUCUCAUUGUAUAAAUUAACAUCACAAAUGACACACGCAAUACCAAUUACCUCGCUCUUUUUCUACAUUUCAAUUCAUACAUUUAGCAAACUCUUAUGAACUGAAUUUUGGGUGUUCGUCGGUUUUGACCACUUUUGAACAUAGACCUCAUGCUUUCCAUCAGGUCGACGUUCAUUGAGUUCAGCUGAAUAUUGUGUGGCUCCAUUGUCAAAAACCCCGGGAUUGGCCCUUUUUCAAUCAAAAGAUAUAACAAAACAUGCACAUCAUCAUCAAGCACAACAUUCACAUCAACAACCUACACCCACCUACAUGCUGCUGCUUCAUCCUUUCCCCAAACAGGGAUCCUGAUGUCACGAUGCUCAAGCUCGCCUCUUCUUCACCUUCCUCCCUCUCCUCCUUCUGCGCUAACGACCAUACUGAAGGCUCCCCCACCCCGUUGGAACACUACAGCCUUUUCGCAUGAGUUCAUGUCCUAACCCGCCACACCCAGAAUCGCCCCAAUCACGUCACCCCUAGCCCAGCACUGCCCCUCCUGUGCACGGAUCCUCCCCUAGGUGGGUCAUGUCGUCAUCCGGGAGCGGGAGGAUCAACACGGUGUCCCGGGGCAUCCCUGGAGCCGGCGUGUUUCAAGGUGAGCGCGGAAGCAACAUCACCAAUGGGACCGUUAUCGAAUGCCCGGAGAAUGCGGAGACCGCUGCCGCCAUCAUAUUCGCGGUGGCCGGCAUGGGGAUGUUCACCAACAUCCUCAUGAUGUUCCUUAUUCUAGCCAGAAAGAACCUCAGAAGGUGGAGCCAAGGACUCCUGUUUCAUCAGGCCUUGGUUGAUUGCGCCCGAGCGGCCAUCCUCAUGCCUUUGGGUACGUCCAUCUUGAAUUGCAAGCCCGUGAACAAAUGCAGUUUGGUGGAGACGGCCUUCCUGCUCUUGGUGACGGUCUCGACGGUGAAUCUCCUGACCACGGUGCUCAAUGACGCUCCUGUCCUUCCGGAUGAUGAUGAUGGAGAGGAUGCACUCCCAAUGCUCAUGGACAGCCCUCAAUGUGUCGUCUUUGGGAUGUUCAUGAUAUGGUUCGCCAGCAUCACUAUCAAUUUAGGUCCAACUUUCUUGAGUGGAGCCCUGGCUGCCAAUUCAGAGAGCUACUUGAACAAGCCUUCCUGUCCUUUGAUCCAAGGCCCAUAUCGCCAUUAUGUCCUGAAUGUCCUUUGGAUUUUCAUCAACGUCCUCUGUGUGCUAUUAACCAUGUACCACUUGUAUAAGCUCUACAAGGAUCUCAGCCAGUCCAAUAUGGAGACCUUGAGGGUAGCAUCCCUGGUCACCACUAUGAUUUCCGUCAACGGCAAUGACGAAGAGACUCGGGACUCACGCCGUCUCAAGUCCUACAUUGCCAAGAUGGAACAGGAAGGCAUUGCCCGUGUCAAAAUGUUCCUCGCCAUCACCAUUGCCUACCUCAUCUUCUGGGGACCACUCUUUUUAGUGACUUUAUUCAGUUACGGUGACUACAAGACAGAGACGCCUUCCACCUCGCAUGAGGUCACCCUGCACGUGGCCUUUGUGCACGCGUUUGUCAAUCCCACCCUGUUUCUAGUGCUUCACAAAGGCCUUAGAAGGGCCACUUUGGAUCUCCUGUGCUGUAACUUCCGUGGGGGUGAUAUCGUGUUGGACGAAUAUCCGUCCUUGUUCCCAUCUGGUGGAGCCUCGGUCGAAGGUGGCAUGACCACAUUUGAGCCAGAUGGGAAUGGGGGUCUCGCCCCAGAUGGUCUCCCACCCAUCGCAUCCAUCAAUCGGACCUACAUGCUCGCCGAUAAUCGCCACGGGGAGAAGUCUGGCAGCAAGAAGGAGACCACUUUGUGAGGAUGACAGGAAGAUUAGUUCCAAGUUCCAGUGAAGAACUCUCUUGAUAUUGUACAGUGAGUGUGGAGUGCUCCUCUCCAAACUUCCAUGGAAAUCCCAGAUUUUUGUCUGUCCUCGACGAUGGAGGAGGAGCAUGAGAAAGAAGCUGAAAAUGAUGGUCCUAGCAUUCAACUACACAUAUCUGUGAUGCAUGAUUGGCUCUGUAAAUGUGCAAGGAUUGGCCGAUGCCAAUGGCCAAGCAAUUGGGGAGACUUGAAAAAAGUCGAUCAAGGAAAAAAAAACAUUGUUGCUAUUUUGUGUCCAUGGUGCAUCUAUCUCGCAAAAAAAUAUCUCAUUGUGAUACAUCUCUCCUCGCUCUCCCUCUGAACCAUUUUUGCACUCGUCCUCGAUCCCUUUUCUUCAAAUCAAACCAUCGUAUUCCAACGAAGGCUCCAAGGUUCAACCUUUAUAGCACUUCCACGUAAUAAACCACCACUUCAAGUUUGCUCAACCAAGGACCAUCCUGGCGCGCGUUUUCAAAGUGUAAUAAUACGAUUCCCCAAAACUGACCUUCAAGUCGGCCUUUAGCAGUGGAACCUUGAAGGCUGAGGGCAUUGCUCGCACUCAUUUCAAGCAUUUCAGUCCCCAACGCCAAGGUCAAGAACGAUUUUUUAGGCAUGAACUUACAUUCUUUUGGCAUGAGAUUAAUUCCAAGCGUCAUCAUCAAUAUCGUGUACUAGAAUUGAGCUUAGAUGUGAGUAACAACUAUUUUUCAUUCCAUGGCCUGUUUUCUCACCUAACAGGCAGGCCCGAAAAAAAGUGGCUUUGAUGUAAAACCCUCUCCCUUACAACUGAAAUUCACUCUGAUUUCUGCUGCCUUUCGGAACCUUUCAAAGCGAUGAUGGCUUCAGAGUAAAGCAAUCAAAGACACAAACACAUCGUACAACACUCUCAAUACUGCAUGAACAGCUCGAAUAAAUGCUAAUAUAUAUUAACGACAAA
Messenger RNA from Tigriopus californicus, 3725 nucleotides. Its product is annotated as histamine H2 receptor-like. Bases 1458 to 2744 code for a protein of 428 amino acids. Lineage: Eukaryota; Metazoa; Arthropoda; Copepoda; Harpacticoida; Harpacticidae. The record is from RefSeq and is a predicted model, not a curated record. Gene Ontology annotation, cellular component: membrane; photoreceptor outer segment. The transcript has 4 exons. Gene Ontology annotation, molecular function: G protein-coupled receptor activity. Gene Ontology annotation, biological process: G protein-coupled receptor signaling pathway.